This is a messenger RNA of Spirometra erinaceieuropaei, 1360 nucleotides long. The record is from the annotation of a GenBank genome assembly. Lineage: Eukaryota; Metazoa; Platyhelminthes; Cestoda; Diphyllobothriidea; Diphyllobothriidae.
AUGCGACCAAUCAAAUUCAAUGCCGCGAAUGCGCGAAUUUUGGCUAAACUGGCCGUUAGUCGAAGCAAGGAGGGCCGGAGACUGACAGAAAUGCAAACACCCCACCAGUUCAACACGAUUACAGAAGAGGAAUUGCAGAGUAUCCGUUUGAAGAUAAACAUGAGAGAACGUCAACGGAUGCAGGACUUGAACCGAGCGAUGGAUGAACUUCGGUGAGUACGCCCGAAACCCCUCGCAUCGUAGCCACACUCUGAGUUGUAAAUGUAAGACAGGAAAGAAAUAUACUGGUUUUAUUGUGGAUGGGAAUGUUGGCUGUGUUACGUAGGUCCAAAUAUCAAAGUGGUUUUACGAAGCUAAGGGGCUAUAGUGUGUACAUGGCAAACAGGACAAUGCCGGACACUGCAGAAUAUCGUGAAACACGUAUCUGGACUUUUAGCUAGUACCCAUGUCAGGAGUAUGGUAUAAUACAUUUGUCAUGUAGAUUUCAUACUACUUGUUCCUAGAAUGACCGUUGCUUGGUUACUCCACAGUCUCUCCGACUGUCUUCGACUCUAAUUUUUAUUGAGAUUUCGGAUCUGACCCAAAAAAGUCAUUUCCCGGAGACUUAACUCCAUGUCCUGAACAGAAUAAUUUUUGAAAUAGCUAGCCUGAAUACUCCCUGGAGUCCGUAUAUCAGAAACCACAUAGAGGACGCUGGAGGACCCGCUGAGAUGUCGAAAACUUCGCGGCUGGGUCAUGCAAUGGUACAAUGUAGGCGGAACAUGUGUCUCGGCUUUUGGCUAGUAUUUAUUUCGGGAGUACGGUAUAACACAUUUGUCAUAGAUAGUGCAUCUACAAAACUAGCGUUGACACUCAUACGAUGUUACCUUUCUGUUUAUGCGAUUCACUCUUCAGCACCGUAAUGCCCUAUGAGUGCAAGCCACAGGGCCGCAAACUAUCGAAGAUUGCCACCUUGGAACUGGCCAGACAGUUCAUCCUCCAAUUACUCCGAGAAAAGCACCAACUGGAGGUAAAGCUUCAGGAGAUCGUGAUUGCUUUCAACCUGAUCAACUCGCGAUGCCAGUACUACCACCACCAACAGGAUCCUUCCUUGACCGGGGGAUAUCAUUCGUCUGUUCGUCGCGGCUCUUCAUUGGACAUGCCUCCGGACAGGAUAUCGAUUGUGCCAGCUGGAACCUCCGAGGCAUCAUCCAGCUUACAUUCCACAUGUUCCUCCCUCCCCUCACCUUUCUCCUCCUCAUCUCCGGUGGGGGAAAGGGGGCUGGAACGAGGAGUGCUGGACCCAAAAUCUGUCGCCUUCCACCCCUUCCCCAGACUCCAUGUGGAAUAUCCUUCCUCCGCGACCACAGACGCCGACUGA